Messenger RNA from Salvia miltiorrhiza (redroot sage), 2221 nucleotides. RefSeq names its product cytochrome P450 98A2-like. The transcript is spliced from 3 exons. Lineage: Eukaryota; Viridiplantae; Streptophyta; Magnoliopsida; Lamiales; Lamiaceae. Gene Ontology annotation, molecular function: heme binding; oxidoreductase activity, acting on paired donors, with incorporation or reduction of molecular oxygen; iron ion binding. The record is from RefSeq and is a predicted model, not a curated record. Bases 496 to 2022 code for a protein of 508 amino acids.
CUAUUAUCAAAUAUCACACGAAUCGAAUUCGAGCUUAGUAAUUAGGUGACGAGUUAAGCUCAAUCAAGAGAUUAUCAAAUAUCACACGAAUCGAACUCGAGCUCGGUAAUUAGGUGACGAGUUAAGCUCAAUCAAUAUGAUAAAAAUUAGAAUUCAAAUAUUUAAUCGGCUGAUAAUAUUCAUCUAUGCAAUGCAACUACUAGAUUUGUUAGAUGAUCUCGUACAUUUGAGAUUGGAAAAAUUGGAGUUUGGUUAGAAUUAUAAAGAAUAGAAAAAUGUUUCACCAACUACUAGAUUUGUUAGAAAAAUGAGAAUGAAGAGAUACAUUGAUCCAACAACCAGUCCUCCGCCGCCAACUACCCUUCACCACCUGCUCUUGCUCUUGAUGAUUAAUUACUAUAAUUUCAACACACACCCUUUUAAAUUUUUAAUCAUAUUUAUCGGUGACUAUAUUAGACUCUACCUCAAGUGGAGGCAAGCUCAUCCGCAGCAGCCAUGGCAGCUCUCCUCCUCGCCCCCGUCGCCGCCGUCCUCGCUGUCGUCCUCUACCAUAUCUACUACCGCCUCCGCUUCCGCCUCCCGCCGGGGCCGUUCCCGUGGCCGGUGGUGGGGAAUCUGUACGACAUCAAGCCCGUCCGCUUCCGCUGCUUCGCUGAGUGGGCUCAAUCCUACGGCCCGAUCCUCUCGGUCUGGUUCGGAUCCACCCUCAACGUCGUCGUUUCCAACUCCGAGCUGGCUAAGGAGGUGCUGAAGGAGAAGGACGGCCAGCUAGCCGACCGCCACCGCAGCCGCUCCGCUGUCAAGCUCAGCAGAGACGGCCAGGAUUUGAUUUGGGCGGACUACGGGCCGCACUACGUGAAGGUCAGGAAGGUCUGUACCGUGGUCCUCUUCUCCCCCAAGCGCCUCGAGCUGCUCCGCCCGAUUAGGGAAGAUGAGAUCACCGCCAUGGUUGAAUCCAUCUACAACGACUCCACUGCUUCUUCUGGCAAGAGCGUGGUGCUAAAGAAAUACCUUGCAUCAAUGGCGUUCCACAAUAUAACAAGGCUGGUAUUUGGGAAAAGGUUCGUGAAUUCGGAAGGGGCAGUGGACAAGCAAGGGCAGGAGUUCAAGGCCAUUGCUAUUAAUGGGCUGAAGCUGGGCGCUUCCCUAGCCAUGGCCGAGCACAUCCCCUGGCUCCGUUGGGCCUUCCCCCUCGACGAGGACGCCUUCACCCAGCACGGAGCUCGCAUGGAGCGCCUCACUCGAGAGAUCAUGCAAGAGCACACCCUUCUCCGCCAGAAAACCGGAGGCGCCAAGAACCACUUCUUCGACGCCCUCCUCACCCUCAAGGACGAGUACGACCUCAGCGAGGACACCAUCAUCGCCCUUCUUUGGGACAUGAUCGCGGCAGGAAUGGACACCCCUGCAAUAUCCGUGGAGUGGGCGAUGGCGGAGCUGGUGAGGAAUCCGAGGGUGCAACAGAAGGUGCAGGAGGAGCUGGACCGCGUGAUAGGCCGUGAUCGUGUGAUGACGGAAGUGGACAUCCCGAACCUGCCCUACUUGCAGUGUGUGGUGAAGGAGUCAUUGAGGUUGCACCCGCCCACCCCUCUCAUGCUCCCGCACCGCGCCAACACCAAUGUCAAGAUCGGUGGCUAUGACAUCCCCAAGGGCUCCAACGUGAACGUGAACGUGUGGGCUGUAGCACGCGACCCGGCAGUGUGGAAGAACCCGUUGGAGUUCAGGCCGGAGAGGUUCGUGGAGGAAGAUAUUGAUAUAAAGGGGCAUGAUUUCCGGGUUCUGCCGUUUGGUGCCGGGAGAAGAGUGUGCCCCGGGGCGCAGCUAGGGAUUGACCUCACGACGUCGAUGAUAGGCCAUCUGCUGCACCACUUCAGCUGGGCUCCUCCAGCCGGAAUGAGAACGGAGGAGAUCAACUUGGACGAGAAUCCAGGUACCGUCACCUACAUGAAGAAUCCGGUGGAGGCGCUUCCGACGCCAAGACUAGCGCCUCACUUGUACAAGCGCGUUGCUGUCGACACCAUUUGAGCUGUCUUCAUCAUGUUUUUUGCUGCCUUUUCGUCCUCUACAUUAGCUUUUGCCAAAAUGUUACACGACUAUUCUAUUGAAUUUUUCACUUGUUGCAGAAUAAGUUAUUGCUAGCUAUUUUGUAAGUGACAUGUAUGUUGUUUAAGAGUUUGAUUCAAACACCAAAGAAUUUAACUGAGAACCCAAUUCACGCCAUCAA